Messenger RNA from Penicillium daleae, 633 nucleotides. RefSeq lists its product as uncharacterized. The record is from RefSeq and is a predicted model, not a curated record. Lineage: Eukaryota; Fungi; Ascomycota; Eurotiomycetes; Eurotiales; Aspergillaceae. The transcript has a single exon. Bases 1 to 633 code for a protein of 210 amino acids.
AUGGAUCCUCUCCCUCUACCACGAGAAGUCGACCUGAACACGACGCCAAUCACCGCCCCGGACCCUCUCACCUUCGAACCCCAAAACAUCCUGCACGUCCACCUCGAAAAGCGCUACACCACCGUCUCCAUCCCCUCCACCUACGGCCACCUCAACUCCGGCCCCCCACCAGGCACAGUCGCCGGCAUCGUCCUCGGCAGCGUCGGUGGGGUCGUCCUAAUCCUCUACCUAACCUUCCUCGCCCUCAACCCAGGCGGUCUCGCCCGGGGCAGUUCCUCCUCCAUCGACGAGGAAGUCGUCGUGCGCAGUCGGCGCUCGCCCUCGCGCCGGAGCGAGAUCAUCGAGGUCGUCGAGGAGCGUGAGCGGGACCGCGAUCGUCGUCGCGAUAGUUAUCGGCGGCCCGUGUCGGGGUCGCGGCGGAGUCGUAUUGUGGUUGAGGAGUCGACGACGGGGACCUCGGUUACUGAUGAUUCCGGUGUGGUCGAGGUGAUUGAGGAGGAGGAGUCUUCGGCUAUGUCUUCGAUCUCGCCGGCGCCGAGGAGGGGUGGGAGUGGGGGUCGGGGGUAUCGAACGGUUGAUCCGUUGGAAUAUGGGGGUGGGAGCUCGUAUGAUGGUGAUAGUCAUUAUCGUUGA